Lytechinus variegatus (green sea urchin) is the source of this 763-nucleotide messenger RNA. RefSeq names its product MAM and LDL-receptor class A domain-containing protein 1-like. Gene Ontology annotation, cellular component: membrane. NCBI's taxonomy places the organism in Eukaryota, Metazoa, Echinodermata, Echinoidea, Temnopleuroida, Toxopneustidae. The record is from RefSeq and is a predicted model, not a curated record. The coding region runs from base 260 to 763 and encodes 167 amino acids. The transcript is spliced from 3 exons.
GUGUUUUAAUAAGUGAGGAAACACGGAUUUAUUUUGGAAGUUAAAGGAAAUAAUGGUCCUUGGAGACUAGUUGCUCACUUAAGGAGCUCUAUGACCGAUGGAGUCAUCCAAACUACUAUCAAUGUAAAACUCUAUAUACAUAUAACUUUAUUUUGUGAAAAGGUGCAAUAAUUUUACAGUGGUUUCUUGGACCUCAAUAGAGGGUAUUGUUUAGAAAGUCUUACAUCCAGAACUUCAAUCAAAAUUGUGUAAUGGCACGAUGAAGAUGCCUUCGACGAUAAGUUGUCUCAUCUAUCUGGCCUUCUCGUUGUCCAUGAUCAAAGCCGAUAGUAGCGUACCGGACUUUGACUGUGACUUCGAGGCGAGCUUCUGUGGCUGGGUUGUGGAUCAAGCAGGUGAUAUCCAAUGGACAAGGCUCUCAGGACCAACGCCUACUCCAGAUACUGGACCAUCAUCCGACCAUACAUCAGGCAAAGGAUACUAUAUUUACACUGAAACCGGUGAUAUGGACUAUGGAGCAACGGCGACCUUGACGUCUCCAUCUAUUCCUCCACUGGGAGUGGAUGGUGCUUGCGUGACGUUUUGGUAUCACAUGCUCGGUAGCUACAUAGGAACAUUGACGGUGUACAAUCCAGUUAAUAAUGAACGCUGGAAGAAAACGGGUAACCAAGGUAAUAUGUGGCUGCAGGGAAAUGUCUGGUUAGAACCGUCCCCUUCAGAUACCCAGCUUGGAUCACAGGCACGGGCCACAACGCCCAGAUGA